CCCUCCAGCUGCCUGGCAGUCCCCACCUCGGGCAGCGUGCCGAGCGGUUACCUGUUCCAGCUGCCCGGGAGGCUCCGCCCGUCGGCUCCGCUCUGCGGCCGCACCUCCGAGUCGUCCAGCAGGUUCAGGCCCCCGUUCCCUGCCCCGCAGCUGCCAUGAGGGGCCUCCCGUGCUCGCCGCUGCCCGUGUUGCUGCUCCUCCUCCGGCCCUGGGAAACCCACCUCCAGUUCGAAGGUCCCAGGUGCCGUACUGGGCCCCUGGAUUUGGUGUUUGUGAUUGACAGCUCGCGCAGCGUGCGCCCCUUCGAAUUCGAGACCAUGCGGCAAUUUCUGGUGGGCAUCCUCCGCGGCCUGGACGUGGGGCCCAACGCUACGCGCGUCGGCGUGAUCCAGUAUUCGAGUCAAGUGCAGAGCGUCUUUCGACUUGGCGCCUUCUCGCGCCGCGAGGAUAUGGAGCGUGCCAUUCGCGCUUUGGUGCCGCUGGCGCAGGGCACCAUGACCGGGCUGGCGAUCCAGUACGCCAUGAACGUGGCCUUCAGCGUGGCCGAAGGCGCGCGUCCUCUAGAGGCGCGCGUGCCACGAGUCGCUGUCAUCGUGACCGACGGGAGGCCCCAGGAUCGCGUGGCAGAGGUGGCGGCGCAGGCGCGCGCCCGCGGCAUUGAGAUCUAUGCGGUGGGGGUGCAGCGCGCCGACGUGGGCUCCCUGCGCGCCAUGGCUUCCCACCCGCUGGACGAGCAUGUCUUCCUGGUUGAGUCCUUCGACCUCAUCCAGGAGUUUGGCCUGCAGUUCCAGGGCCGGCUGUGUGCAAAGGAUCUGUGUGCGGAGGGGGGACAUGGCUGCCAGCACCAGUGUGUCAGCUCCCCGGGCAUGUUCCACUGCGCCUGCAACCCCGGCUACCAGCUAGCAGCAGAUAACAAGAGCUGUCUGGUCAUUGACCACUGCCGCUUCGGGAACCACAGCUGCCAGCAGGAGUGCGUUAGCACCCUGGGCGGGCCACGGUGCCGCUGCAGAGAGGGCCACGACUUGCUGCCUGAUGGGAGGAGCUGUCAGGCCCGGGACCUUUGCAAUGGCGUGGACCAUGGAUGUGAGUUCCAGUGCGUGAGUGAGGGCCUCACCUACCACUGCCUGUGCCCUGAUGGGCGGCAGCUCCAGGCAGAUGGCAAGAGCUGCAGCCGGUGCCGCGAAGGCCACGUGGACCUGGUUCUCCUGGUUGAUGGCUCCAAGAGUGUGCGCCCGCAGAACUUUGAACUGGUGAAGCGCUUUGUGAACCAGAUCGUGGACUUCCUGGACGUGUCCCCUGAGGGCACGCGCGUGGGGCUGGUGCAGUUCUCCAGCCGGGUGCGCACGGAGUUCCCGCUGGGCCGCUACGGCACGGCGGCCGAGGUGAAGCAGGCGGUCCUGGCUGUGGAGUACAUGGAGCGCGGUACCAUGACCGGGCUGGCGCUGCGCCACAUGGUGGAACACAGCUUCUCCGAGGCGCAGGGCGCGCGACCCCGCGUCCUCAACGUGCCUCGCGUGGGCCUGGUCUUCACCGACGGCCGCUCCCAGGAUGACAUCUCAGUGUGGGCAGCACGCGCUAAGGAGGAAGGCAUCGUCAUGUACGCCGUGGGCGUGGGCAAGGCUGUGGAGGAGGAGCUGCGUGAGAUCGCCUCGGAGCCCGCGGAGCUGCACGUGUCCUAUUCUCCCGACUUCCGCACCAUGACGCACCUGCUGGAGAACCUCAAAGGCAGCAUCUGCCCUGAGGAGGGCAUCGGCGCGGGGACGGAGCUUCGGAGUCCCUGUGAAUGCGAAAGCCUCGUGGAGUUCCAGGGCCGGACGCUGGGGGCGCUCGAGAGUCUGACUCAAAACCUCGCCCAGCUGACAGCGCGACUGGAGGAUCUGGAGAACCAGCUGGCUACCCAUAUGUGAGGGCCACGGUGGCCGGGACCCGGGCAGGGGCGGCUCCGAGGACUGUGGGGGCCAUCGUGCGCCAUCGGGGCACGGGGGCCGCGUGCGCCUGAGCCCCUGGGGCUCGGGCUGUUGGAGACAAGGGGCUGGCAGGCUCCCAGCACUGCGCUCGAGCUGGCCUCUCCGGGACCGCAAGCCUAACUGCGGGGGACGGGGGCGCAUGCUAGAUCCGCACGCCCUUGUCACGUGCAUCAUGAUGCGCUCAGUUCUUUGUUGGAUUUCUUUUUUUGUUUUCUUUUUCUUUUUAAAAAAAAUCUGGU
Phyllostomus hastatus (greater spear-nosed bat) is the source of this 2206-nucleotide messenger RNA. It is a transcript of the gene MATN4, whose product is annotated as matrilin 4. The record is from RefSeq and is a predicted model, not a curated record. Gene Ontology annotation, molecular function: calcium ion binding. NCBI's taxonomy places the organism in Eukaryota, Metazoa, Chordata, Mammalia, Chiroptera, Phyllostomidae. Bases 156 to 1907 code for a protein of 583 amino acids. The transcript is spliced from 10 exons.